Molecule: messenger RNA, 743 nt
Organism: Nyctereutes procyonoides (raccoon dog)
Lineage: Eukaryota; Metazoa; Chordata; Mammalia; Carnivora; Canidae
Gene: ANAPC11
Product: anaphase promoting complex subunit 11
Exons: 3
Coding region: 303-557 (84 amino acids)
Biological process (GO): protein ubiquitination; anaphase-promoting complex-dependent catabolic process; positive regulation of mitotic metaphase/anaphase transition
Cellular component (GO): nucleus; anaphase-promoting complex
Molecular function (GO): ubiquitin protein ligase activity; cullin family protein binding; zinc ion binding
Source: RefSeq, a predicted model, not a curated record
CCCCCACCCCACCGCCUCCCCACAUCCCACCCUCCACACACACCCUGGUCCCUCCCUGCACCUCAGUUUCUCCCCUGCCUCUGCGCACUCCUGGAUGCUCCUGCCGUCACCCCUUCCCCCCAAGCCCGGGUCCUGCCCGGCACCCCCCACUCUGCACCCUCGCCCCGGGGUGGUGGCGCAGGCCUAGUGGGCUGGGUGGUGGUUCCCUGGCGUGACCUCGUGGUCACCCGGGUUGGGGUCUCUAUUUGUCAACCCCGAUUUAGUCGUACCUCUUUGAGAAACCCCCGUAUGGCUCCGCGGCCAUGAAGGUGAAGAUCAAGUGCUGGAACGGCGUGGCUACUUGGCUCUGGGUGGCCAACGACGAGAACUGUGGCAUCUGCCGGAUGGCCUUUAAUGGCUGCUGCCCGGACUGCAAGGUGCCGGGCGAUGACUGCCCCCUGGUGUGGGGCCAGUGCUCCCACUGCUUCCACAUGCACUGCAUCCUCAAGUGGCUCAAUGCGCAGCAGGUGCAGCAGCACUGUCCCAUGUGCCGCCAGGAGUGGAAGUUCAAGGAGUGAGGCCACCCUGUGCCAGCACCCGCCUCACCCCCGCCGCCCGCUGGCCCGCCGCCCUCUCCCCUGGCGACAGCCCCUCCGGUGGCGGUGGGGACACACUUGAAACAAGGACUGGAGCUGUAUUUGUUUUCCUUCAGAUUGUGACACUUUUAUCCAAUAAGUAAAACUCAUUAAAUUGUCUGAACCUUG